AAACUCAAGGGAGCAUCGCCUUUCUGGCGCUGCGAGACAAGGGCGGCAGGCUCCGCCCUUAUGUCCAAUCAGCUGCUUCGAGGACCGGGCCGUCAUGACGUCACGACAAGGCAGCCAAUGAGCGUUCUCACGGUAAUGACGUCACGGCCACCGAUCGAAGCCGAGCGUAGUCGAGUCGGCUCGGCUGCGCUGUAGUCGCAACACAACAACAAGGGAUCCUUCAUUCAUUCUCCGUGAGGAACCUUCGGUGCCUUUCUAGUGCUCUCACUUUGUUGCAGUCGCCGCUGCUCGGGAAUUGGGAGUGCGUGUUGCGCGUGUGCUUGCGUGCAAGAAGGCGAGGCCAUGCAGUGAGUGCGAGGAGCGCUUGUGUCCGGAGGAAGGAGAGGGACGUCGUUGUGUGCUGUGUUGUGACCUUCCUUCCUCGCUGCCAUUGUCUCUCGCUCUGUCUCUCUAUGGCUCCCGCAGCCAACAAGGACGCCGAUAAAGGGCGGAAGGAGGCGGCCACACAGGAGCUGGAGGCAGACGAAGGCUUCGACUCGCCCUCGGUGGUAAGGGCAGGCGGCGGCGAUGCCAAGGAUCAGCGCCUUCCCUCGAGGUCGGACUCGGACGCGGAGGUCGCCUCGCAGAGCUCGCAGUCCAACGGCAGCGCUAGCGCCAGCGACAGUGACAGCCAGCCAGACUCAGGGACUCAAGUGAUGUCUGACGUGGAGGAUGAGCCAAGAAGGUCGUCCUCGGGGCGGGUUGAAGGGGCACGAAGCGAUAAGGACGGUGUGGAGGCCAAGGCGGAGACGCUGGCAGAGUGCAUUGUGUUCUCUCUGCUGGGCAAGAGGACGGGGUCCGGACAGGACGAUGUGGAACGCACCCUGCUACGUUGUGUGCGAAUAGUCAUGCAGAAACAUGAGAUCUUUUUGAAGGGCAUGAUGAAAAGGCUGGAUAUCACACGCGAGACAGGCUAUGUGUCCUUUGUGGCUGUGGCCAAUGAGCUCUUUGAGGGUGAGAAAAUGUGCAUCACAUGGGGCCGGAUUGUAGCCCUCUAUGCCUUUGGAGGCCAGCUGGCACUCUAUUGCAAGGAGAAGAACAUGGAGGACUUUGCAGUUACCAUUGCCAAGUUCAUGGGCAAAUAUGCCAGUGAAAUUGUGGCGCCAUUUGUCAGAAGAGUUGGAGGAUGGCAAAAGAUAUGUGAAGAAUACCCAGCUGAGGAUGAUUUGGAAAACAAGGCAUGGAGAUUCCUGACAUGGACUGCGAUUGGUCUAGGAAUAGCUGCAACAGCUACAUUCUUCACAUCCCAUUAGCACUUCAGCUUCAUAUUCAUGUCAUGACCUGGAAUCUAAGAAGUGAUGUCCAGGACUCCUUUGCAUUACAUCUCAUUGCAUGCAUACAUACCCCAUAGUCACAUGAAUCUGUUGUGGGCUUGUUUAUUACAAGCCUUUUUGCCUGAUUUCUUCUGAAUUGUUACUAGGGAAAAAAAGAAUUGUAUGGUUUCCUAAACCUCUGAUAAGCUCCAGCUUAUCAAAGUUUCAUUUGUUAGUAUAUGUUAAAAUACUGACAACAAUGAUGCUUCCAUUUACUCUGAAAGCAGAGACUUCAUACAAUCAAACCUGUAUGAGUUCACUUAAUGAAAAGGGUUCAUAAAUCACAUUUUUCAAAUUUCAAGUUUUGGAGAUCUGGUUGUUAUGCUGUGAUUGUACUGCACAAAUCUCAGCAUGAAAAUUGAAGAUAUUAAUAUUUUUCUUGUAAUACAGGUGUAUAUUUCUUUUUAGGAUUAAUUAAUGUAUCCAGUAUACAAACAUCCUCGUUAGAAAGAAAUGUGAAAAUAUUUUACAGAUUUGUAUUCGGUUAUGGUUACUGGAUUGCUAUUUUGUUUGUCUCUUACAAUCAUGUGCAUAUAUGUUAAGUAGAACAAAGAAACAUUUCCAUGUUCCUUUUUUUUCCAUAGAUUUCACUGUAUAGUUUUUACUUGUUUAGUCAGAUAUAGCAGAGAAUCAGAUUAUUUUUUUAUGCAAAACUUGGAGUAGCCUAAAAAAAAGCUUUUGAAUUCUCAUCAGCAGAAAGCAAAAGAGGAGAAAGGUAAUUGAUGAAAAUCAUUGUCUUUGUAAAUAUUGUACAUUAUUCUUUCAGAAUAACAAAUUGUUUACUUACAGUGUCUUUAGCACUGAUAAAAAUUAUCUAGUCAUUAGGUAUCAUAUUAAAAUCUUGUCAGGGUGAUAUUUGGUUUAUAGAUGUAUUGUUAAUAGUCCUCCAGGGGCAAGAUCUAUGGCUGAAACAAACCUGUUCCAUCACAUCUGUAUUAUAGUUUUAAUUUUCCCAUUUAUUAAGUUGUGUUAAUUUAUAUAAACUAAAGACAGAUAUAGUACUCUGCCAGGCUUAUUUUAUAUUUAUUUUUUUCUUUAUUUCAUUCUUUUUACCAAAAGAAUAUUCAUAUUGGACAGGUAUGAUUUUAGCUCGGUUUUUCUGUUAAAGUGCAAAGAAAUAUUACAGAUGUUAUAACCUUAAAUGAGGUUACUUUUUCAUCCUUAGAACUAAAGUGUCGCUAGGUGGCAUAGAUUUUUUAUAAUUAUAAUAUCAAAAUAAAUGCAACAAAAGCUCA
Messenger RNA from Penaeus vannamei (Pacific white shrimp), 2587 nucleotides. Lineage: Eukaryota; Metazoa; Arthropoda; Malacostraca; Decapoda; Penaeidae. The record is from RefSeq and is a predicted model, not a curated record.